Sordaria macrospora k-hell is the source of this 426-nucleotide messenger RNA. RefSeq lists its product as uncharacterized. NCBI's taxonomy places the organism in Eukaryota, Fungi, Ascomycota, Sordariomycetes, Sordariales, Sordariaceae. The record is from RefSeq and is a predicted model, not a curated record.
AUGGCUGCCACAUCUAUCAAACGGCUCAAGAUGGAGCCGCAGACUCCCGUCGAUGGCACCGAGACAUUGGGGCUCUUUGAGAACUUAGAAGAACUUCACAUUGUUUGCCCAAAUGAGCCCAGCUUGGGCCUUUGCGCCUUCCAUUGGAUGUUCUACCAUGGCCCCUUGGACCAAAGGAAUGUCAUAUUGAUCGACAAAGUCCAUGAUCAAAUGACCACCUUGUUUGACUGGAUUAGGGAAGCUGAAGAGCGCUUCGAGCCGCACCGAGAGGAGUUGUUGGCUGUAAUCCAGGACGGUGACAGCGAAUUCACUUCUGAGGAAGAAGAGGACGGCAACUACCCAUGGCUACCCAUUAUGUAUGCUCUCAAGGGGUAUCUCGGGGGACAAAACGGGGGAGGAGAAAGCCACAAUGCUGAGGGAGCUUGA